This is a messenger RNA of Telopea speciosissima, 889 nucleotides long. RefSeq names its product ethylene-responsive transcription factor 2-like. The transcript has a single exon. Bases 26 to 889 code for a protein of 287 amino acids. The record is from RefSeq and is a predicted model, not a curated record. Gene Ontology annotation, biological process: regulation of DNA-templated transcription; ethylene-activated signaling pathway. Gene Ontology annotation, molecular function: DNA binding; DNA-binding transcription factor activity. Lineage: Eukaryota; Viridiplantae; Streptophyta; Magnoliopsida; Proteales; Proteaceae.
AAAAAAAAAACAGAGACGUGUAGAAAUGUUAGGGCUUAACUAUGAAGGAUCUGAUUUCGCUCUUCUUGAAUCAAUUCGAAGGCAUAUACUAGAUGAAUCGGAGUCAUCGGCGACUUGCUUGCCUUCAAGGAACUCCGGUGAUGCUUCGGUGUAUUGCAGGAGUUCAAGUUUUGGCAGUCUCUUCCACUGCUUAACAGAUAAUUGGGGAGAUCUACCAUUAAAGGUUGAUGAUUCGGAAGAUAUGGUGGUUUACGGUGUUCUUCAUGACGCCGUCAGUGUUGGAUGGAUUCCGUCACUCUCUGAAGAAUCAUCGAAUAGUAGAAGCAGCAGCAGCAUCAAUAGUCCGAUCAGUGAUUUAACGGCGAUUGACGUUAAAUCAGAGCCAAAGGAGACAACGAUGGCUGUGACUUCUUCUGCUUCGCCGGAGGAUUCAACUUCAAUAACAGCUCCAGCUGCGGCUCCGUCGAAGGGAAAGCAUUAUAGAGGUGUACGACAACGUCCGUGGGGGAAAUUUGCGGCGGAGAUUAGAGAUCCGGCGAAGAAUGGAGCUAGAGUUUGGCUUGGAACGUUUGAGACGGCUGAAGAUGCUGCGAUGGCUUACGAUCGAGCUGCUUAUAGGAUGCGUGGUUCAAGAGCUCUGUUAAAUUUUCCGCUUCUACUUAGCUCAGUUGAUUCCGAUCAGGUUUCUGUAACCUCGAAGAAUGAUUCUUCGGAUCCUCCUCCUCCAUCGUCGACAUUAGGUUUAAAUAAUGGGUCUCCUAAGAGGAGGAAAAGAAGUGUGGUUGCUUCAUCUGCGGUGGCAGCUCAAUUAGGAAGUAGACCACCGGUGCUGCAGGUUGGGAUUCAGGUGGGGCCACUUAGAUGCGGUGAUCAGCUCCUGGUCAGUUAG